GUCCCAAAGGGAAGUAUACUUUAGCCACAGUGUUUGAAAUUUUCUGAGUUUAAAAUAUUCUACCUCUUCCAGUGACAUGGUUUCUCCGUGUGGACUGAAACAGGUUGACCUUGACGAGUUGGCUCAGAACUUCACAGCUUGGCAAAAGAGAUCAGUGUGUUACAAGGUCUUGUUGACAAGUUACAAGGCACAGUGGCUAAAAGAUGUGAUUUGGAAGGAACAUUCUAAGGAGCUGUCAGAGUCCAGCCGAAUUCUGCAGUCUGUGAAGGAGAAACACAAGGAACAGCUGAAGCAGCUCAAGGAUAAUGCAGCCAAACUAAAGAGGGAGGAAGGCGCCUUACUGCAGCAGUCCAUUCAGCAGAAGAACUCAGAACUUCAGCAGCUACAGAAGCAGUUGGAGGACACAGAGAGGGAAAAACACUCACAGAUAGUACAGCUGAAGAUGGCAUAUGACAGCAAGUUACUAAAACUACAGAAACAGACUGCAACACUACAGCAGCAACAGAGGGGCCCGUCUUCAGCUAACCAUGAGAUCUUCAGACAGAAACUGCAAGCACUGAAGAACCAGAGCGAGCAGGAGAAAAGUGCCCUCAAGAGGACCAUUGGUGAACUGCAGCAGAAACUAAAUGCAGCACAACAUAGUCAUGGCACAAAGAGGAGAAAACUGUAGGGUGCCAUUUACAAAUUCAUUCACUAGCCUAUGGUAAUCAAGAUUGCUUUAGAAAAAAUAUGGAAUGAAAAUUAAUUGUUCACCAUAUAGGAAAAAAGAAAGAAAUAUACAUAAUUGCAUGUACUUGACCUCCUUUAUUUACAACAGUUGAAGUCAUUUACAUGAACUGUAACAGAACAACUUUUAUAGAUAUAAUUUGAAAAUACACUCAACAAUUGUGUUCCAGCCCUUACAAUAGUACAUCCACAUAGACUUUCUUGAGAAUCUUGUUGCAGUUUGCUAUACUCUCCUUACAAAAUUAGC
This is a messenger RNA of Branchiostoma belcheri (Belcher's lancelet), 973 nucleotides long. Its product is annotated as nucleoporin GLE1-like. Bases 77 to 670 code for a protein of 197 amino acids. NCBI's taxonomy places the organism in Eukaryota, Metazoa, Chordata, Leptocardii, Amphioxiformes, Branchiostomatidae. The transcript is spliced from 6 exons. The record is from RefSeq and is a predicted model, not a curated record.